Molecule: messenger RNA, 1495 nt
Organism: Fusarium redolens
Lineage: Eukaryota; Fungi; Ascomycota; Sordariomycetes; Hypocreales; Nectriaceae
Exons: 3
Coding region: 387-1358 (323 amino acids)
Source: RefSeq, a predicted model, not a curated record
GGAAGCCGUGAAUAAGGUUCUGGGGUGAAACAUAGUAAGGUGAUUGACCCGAGCCCGGGCUUCUUAUGUCUUCAGUCCGCCGUUUUGCGGGCGCUGGUGAUUAGAGAUUUGGAAUAGGUUGCGGCCACCUCGGCAACUGCCCUGCUUUAGUCCCGAGACCCUAUAGCAUGCUGACUCAGUGGUUCGGGUUGAUUGGCACUCCGGUAACCACCUUUCAAUCAUAUAAGGAUAAUUAGUUUGGUCCUCCUGUGAAGUUCAACCGAAGCACGAGACAACCGAAGCACGAGACAUUAUCAGUAGAACACAAAGCUCAGGCCCUCAGAGUACUUCGUUCUUUUUCUUUCUAUUAACAUUCACUCUCAUUCCAGACAUCUGAUACCGCAGCCAUGGAUGCCUUCCGCGGACAAUUGGAACACAUUCCCCUCCCAACCACCUCGUUCCUGGGCCAGACCAUUAUUGUUACGGGAUCUAACACUGGUUUGGGAUUGGAAGCUGCCAAGCAUUUUGUACGACUUGAUGCAGAAGUUGUCAUUCUCGCGGUCAGGUCGCUAGAAAAAGGCGAAGCGGCCAAAGCCUCUAUCGAGGCUUCCACGAAGCGAAAGAACGUCGUCCAGGUAUGGCAGCUGGAAAUGGACAAAUACGAUUCAAUCAAAUCCUUCGCCACAAGAUGCAAUUCACUCGAAAGGCUCGACGCCGUGGUGGAAAAUGCUGGCAUUUUGAGGAAUACGUACGAAGAGAGUGAGGGAACUGAGAUCAGCAUCAAGGUCAAUGUCAUCGGGACAUUCCUACUAGCACUAAGCUUGUUUCCAGUCCUUCGAAAGUCACAUGAAAAGACCGGACGAACGCCAAGGCUAGUCAUUACUAGUUCUUCUGUUCAUUACAAUGCGAAAUUCCGCGAAAGAUUCGAACCUUCAAUCUUUGAUGCUUUGAACGAGGACAAGCCAGCAUGGCUCAAUGAUCGGUACAAUGUAUCGAAACUACUCGAAGUCAUGCUUGUCCGUUCAAUCGCUGCGGCAAUGAAGCAAGGCCCUCAUGGCGCUCAGCCAAUCAUUUUGAACAACGUGCACCCCGGGCUGUGCGAAUCAGAGCUAGACAAGGAUGCUAAGGGAUUGCCUCGCUACCUUCUCACCAUCGCGAAAACACUCGUUGCGCGCAAGACAGAGGUAGGUUCGCGAACACUCGUGCAUAGUGCAGCUGCUGGAGAUGAAAGCCACGGAAAGUACAUGAGCGAGUGCAGAGUUAGGGAGCCGAGCGCCUUUGUCAGAAGCAAGGAGGGUGCAGAGACCCAGGCACGUGUGCAUAAGGAGCUGAUGGCUAUACUGGAGAGCAUUCAACCCGGAAUCACACAAAACCUCUGAGUAAGACAGUAUUACCACUAAAAUGCUAAGUAUCAAAACUAAGUAUUACUAUUAGUAUUAUUUAUUUUUAUUUCUUAUUAUGAGUUUUAUUUAUUUAUUUAUUUGACAACAUAAUAUAACGUGCAUGAUAAGCGAGA